AUGAAAGACCAGAGUCUGUCGCCAUUUUUGGACCAACCGUCGCGUUUGGACAUCGCCCAGACAUCCACACGCGACCGGCUCGGGAGGCUCGAGUACGAACUCCAGACACUAAAAACAGAAAAGAAGUUGGUCGAAAAUGGCCGGGAUGCCACUGUGUCCAAGUACGAACGGCUCCUCGAGGCGAAAAACGACGAGCUCGCGCGGUUGCAGCACAACUUCGACUGGGUGUAUGCGCAGAAGUUGGAGCUUGAAAAGAAACGCGAAAGCGCAAAAUCGACCCCGAGACGAACCGACGCCAAAGACGUUUCGGAGGCGAAACUGCUCCGCGCAGAACUCAAGGAGACCCGUGCCAAGUACGCGCUGGUGGAGAAAAAGUACGGAGCUCUUCAAGACAAGUACGAGCAUUUGAGAGCAGAUCUCAAUAGCGAAUUGGCCGCCCAUGAUCAGUACGUGAGCCGCAUUGGCCAAUUGCAGCGGGACGUCCAGACGCUCACGGCGUCCAACAAGCGCUUGUUGGAACAGCAGCAGCAACAGGCGUCCAGCACCAUUUCCGGCGCCGAAACGCUCAAGUUGCGGGUUUCCACGCUCCAAAAGACAAACACCGAGUUGCAGGCACGCGUCGACCAGUGUCUCCAGCAGAAGACGGGCAACGAGUUGCUCAAGCAUAAGAACGCGUCUCUUUUGAGUCAGAUCCAUGCCUUGGAGGGCUACCGCGAGAAAUGCACCCGCGUGGAGCGGAUGUAUUCGGCGCUCCAGGCCAAGUUUAACGAGUACAUCGGAGUCAUUGCGGCGUCGAUCGAGCCGCUGUCAUCGGGUGAGAAUGCUGAGAACGCCGAUGAAUCCACUUCGGUGCGUGACUUCGUCCAGUCGUUCAAGCUGUUGCAGAAAAGACAUUUGGUCACGUACGAUAAGCUCAACGAGGCACAGGCCCGGGUGGUGGCUUUGGAGGAUCAGUUGGCGGCUGCCAACAACCGAAUUGAACACGAAUUGACUCCCGAAAUCAAUGUUCUCAAAGAGCAGGCCUUGGAGAAGAAUACCAGGAUCGCUAGUCUUUCAAGGACAGCUGUGUUGAACCAGAAGGAGAUCGAGUUUCUCAGAAACUCACUCAAGGAGCUUGACCGGUUGUCUGCUGCAAACAACAAACAGACGUCCGUCAAUUCGGCCUCCGCUGGCUCUGGCUCUGGCUCUGGCUCUGACUUAUAUCUCUCCAACCUAGAGAAACUCGUGGACGAGUAUAAACUGGAGAUUGACGGCUUACGUAAACUGUUGUCUGCGUCAAACGCUACCACCAUUGAGGCACCUACAAAACGGCCCCGUCUCGUUGAAGAUUCGGAAUCCAGGGUUCACACACUCUCUGCAAUGCGGAAGGAAAACAUUGAGCUUCUGACAGAAAUCCUUACGUUGAAGGAACAAAUCAUUAAUUUGAAAAAGCAGCUUGAAAGCGUUGAGGGCAAAUCGGACCCGAGCACCAAUCCAUCGCCUAUUCUCGAACUCCGUCGAAACCCUUUUGCAAAUGACCAAUUCAUCAAGCAACAGACGCUUGAUGUGUUGCGAAACGAGAACUCCGAUCUCAUCAAGAAAUAUGUCGAAAACGGCUCCGUCAAUGAAGUUCCCAGAGCAGUCUACGCUAGGCAAGAACAUGACAAGGAUGCUUUGCAGGAAAAGCUAGACUUGCAAAUCAAGAAGCUCAAUCGUCUCAAAUCGGUGUACUCUGAAAGAAGCAAAGACAUCAUUGCCUUGAUCUCGCGCUACUUUGGGUACUCCAUUGAGUUCAUUCCAAACCCUAUCAAUCCGAACGAUUUCUGCUCGAAAAUCAAGCUUGUCUCCAAAUACAUGCCUCAAGAUGAUGCCAACGGCGGAAAUGCUCCGUAUUUGAUCUUGGACGUCAAAAAGCGCUCAAUGAAAGCUCAUGGUAACUACGAAUUCAAGACACUCUGCGAGGAGUUGGUCCAACAAUGGGUCACUGACAAGUAUCAGAUCCCGUGCUUCUUGAGUGCUCUAAAUCUACAAAUCUACUCACAGAUCUCGUCUUAA
This is a messenger RNA of Australozyma saopauloensis, 2034 nucleotides long. Its product is annotated as coiled-coil domain-containing protein. The record is from RefSeq and is a predicted model, not a curated record. Lineage: Eukaryota; Fungi; Ascomycota; Pichiomycetes; Serinales; Metschnikowiaceae. The transcript has a single exon. Gene Ontology annotation, biological process: mitotic spindle assembly checkpoint signaling; attachment of mitotic spindle microtubules to kinetochore. Gene Ontology annotation, cellular component: nuclear envelope; kinetochore; mitotic spindle. The coding region runs from base 1 to 2034 and encodes 677 amino acids.